This is a messenger RNA of Cylas formicarius (sweet potato weevil), 6152 nucleotides long. RefSeq names its product adenylate cyclase type 8 (gene Adcy8). Bases 214 to 5004 code for a protein of 1596 amino acids. Gene Ontology annotation, cellular component: plasma membrane. Gene Ontology annotation, biological process: intracellular signal transduction; cAMP biosynthetic process; adenylate cyclase-activating G protein-coupled receptor signaling pathway. The transcript is spliced from 25 exons. The record is from RefSeq and is a predicted model, not a curated record. NCBI's taxonomy places the organism in Eukaryota, Metazoa, Arthropoda, Insecta, Coleoptera, Brentidae. Gene Ontology annotation, molecular function: adenylate cyclase activity.
CCGGGAAGCGCGACUUAAUCUGAAAAUCGCUGAAAGGACUCGUCGCACGUGCGUCUAACUUUUGCGCCAAACUUUUCUGUGACGUCUUCUCUAGUUUCCGAUUUUAUUCGUCGAGGUGGACAGUUUCAAAAAACCCCCCAUGUCGUCGGGUAUAUGUCGACCGUAUAGAAUGUCACAGUUCAGUGGCACGCAACAAACUCCGGUUUCCAUCUAAUGUGUGAACAGGGUUCGAUGGACCGAGGACCGCCCCCCGAAGGGCCGCCCGAUCUCGCCGCUUCGUGUGACGAAAAAGUGGUCGCGACCACGAUCGCCGACGUGGAGGAUGAACUGCCGGGAAGGAAGAAGUACAAACAGCUGUGGAAAAAUGCCGCGAGAACAGUGUGUCGGGAAAGAAAAAAGCACUCGAACCUGUCGUCGAUCGCUUUUUCGUUUUUGGAGAAGAGGUCUCUCGACGUCAGCGUCAGCAUCAGCCCUCCGACCUCGCCCAAGUGCAACAAAAUGGCGAGUCCUAAGGUGACAAACCACGAAACCAAGAUUUGUAUGGACGACGAAAAUAUACAACCGAACGGAACUUUGGAUAAAAGUCUCGACACUUUGACCGACUACCUUAGCAUGGAGAAGGAAUAUUUUUCCGAGAACGGGGAUAAAGCUGACUUCGCGACGGUGUUUAAAAAGGGUCUGAUGUACAAGGGAAUAUACUGGCCCAGUUUAACGAACAGUUUUCACUACAAACACCUCGAACUGGCUUACCUCAGAUACUCGCACAGGCAAAGGCAGAAGGCCCUGAUUAUCGUCAAUAUUGUCGAUUUAAUCUUAAAGGUAGCUCUGAUAUUCGUAUGGGCGUACAGCGAAAAACACAUAGUCCUAUCAACGCACGCGGACGAGAUUACUUGGUCCGUUUGUUGCAUGUCCGUCAACAUUGCAGUUUGCGUGUUGGGGUGGUGGAGAUGCUUUGCGAACAACUACCUCCAUUGGGCAGCGACUUGCACCUGGCUGCUGCUUACCACGCAGAGUUUAAUCGGAGAUGGAGUCGGGUUCAGCGUUAAAGAGGCUUUGGUGUGGUACGUCCUCUUCACCGUAUUCGUGUCCUACGCCAUGUUACCCCUGCCGCUACGAUGGUGUAUCAUGGCAGGCAGCGUGACCGCGGUCGGUCAUGUGAUCUUGGUUUCGGUUAAAUUCUACUACGGCGACAGCUACGAGACGCAAUUGGGCGAAGAAUGCAAGAUAAAAAUGAUAAUCGCGAAUAUAGUGCUCUACACGUGUGUGAAUUUCGCCGGGUUUUACACCAAAUACCUCACGGAUCGGAGCCAACGAAAAGCUUUUCUAGAAACUUACAGAUCGAUGGAGACCAGGUACAAGACGCAAGCGGAGAAUGAUAAACAAGAAAAGUUGCUGUUGUCUGUAUUGCCGGAUUUCGUCGCCAAGGAAAUGAUCAGGGAUAUUAUCGAGAGGGAGGAACGUGGCGCCGGAUUUCAACCCCACCAAUUUCACAAGAUUUACAUUCACCGUUACGAGAACGUCAGCAUACUCUUUGCCGACAUAAAAGGCUUCACCGUGCUGGCGACGAAGUGCACCGCCCAAGAAUUGGUGAAGAUUUUAAACGAACUGUUCGCGAGGUUUGAUAAAUUGGCGACGGAAAACGACUGCCUUCGGAUAAAACUACUGGGCGACUGUUACUAUUGUGUGUCCGGGUUGCCGGUGCCGAAUCCUGACCACGCCCAUUGCUGCGUCGAAAUGGGUUUGCAUAUGAUCAAAGCCAUCAAGGACACGCGUCAUAAAACUCAGGUAGACGACUUGGACAUGAGAAUCGGGAUCCACUCUGGUUCGGUGUUGUGUGGAGUGUUGGGGUUAAGGAAAUGGCAGUUCGACAUUUGGUCCCACGACGUCCGCUUAGCUAACCAUAUGGAAUCGGGGGGAAAACCGGGGCAAGUCCACAUUUCCGAAGCGACUUUUCAGUGUCUCAACGGAGCCUACGAAGUCGAACCCGGUAACGGUCAAGAAAGGGAUGGAUACUUGAGAGAACACAAUGUCAUCACCUACUUGAUUAAGCAAAUUGAACCUAUGAGGUCGAGAAGGAAAUAUGCUUCGAGGCCUAGCAUUUUAUCGAACAAGCUGUGGCCGGAAGACGACAUCAACAGCAACGUCAGCACACCCAAGAGUCCUAAAGCGCCCAGCAUAUCGUCCCAACCACCAUCGAGGGAACGUAGCGACAGCGGUAUCCAACACAGUGCGAUCGACGAAGAGAACACCACCGAUUGGACACCGGAAAUACCCUUCGAAAACUUGCACAGGUCCCUGUCCGCCGAUAUAAACGAAACUUUGGAACCGAAAGGAAAACAAAAAUAUGAGCUGAACGAUCCGAAGCAAUUUGUAGCGGAACAAGUGGACGACAUCAUCGAUCACAGUAUCGAAGUCGAGAGCAAUAAAAGAAUAAGGAACGCCAAUGUGAACACGUGGACGCUGAGGUUUAUAGAUAAGAAAAUGGAGACCCAGUUUAGUCAAUUAAGGGAGGACAUGUUCAAAUCGAAUAUGAUUUGCUGCUUCGUCAUAUGGCUGUUCAUAGUGGUCUCGCAGUUUGUCAUCACCGUUACGAGCGCGGUAAUCACUUGGCUACUGAUAAUCGUCACCAUAGUACUGACAUGCACCACAGUUUUGGUGAUGGCGGAGGAGUUUCAGCAGCUGCCCCAGUCGCUCCAAAGGAUAUCGUCGAUUCUGGUCCACAACAGGACCACGAGAACAGUGUUCAUUUGCAUGGUGAUCGUCGUCAUGUCGUUGACUAGCUCGAUUCGUUUGAUCUAUUCCCGCCCAGAUUCCAGAAACUCGUCCACUAUGGCCGGCGUGAUUCAAGCUUCAAACGAAAGCGACAUCCAAGCUUAUUCGACGCUAAUGAAAAACAGCCCUUUCUACAUAUCAGAGCUGCGUCUCUCGAAAAAUCCCGAACACCAAGUGACAUUGAACCUCACAUUGUCUGCGAAAGUGAACACUAGUGUUACUUUGAAUAACGUCAACUGUUCGGAACACUGUUUAAGGGGACUUUUGGGUAGCAUCGAAGACAUUUUUAGGGACGGGGAUAACGCGUCAGCCAUCUUACAGCUAAAUGCAAAAGAGAACGACACAUCGAUGAAAGUGAAGAGGGGUAUAAACUAUAUUAGAGUCAAGAGAGAGGUGUUGUCAUUUUUAUCCGGCGAUGAUGACGUCAAUAUCACCAAUAACAGCGUAGAGUGUAUCUGCCAGCAUCCCGAAUACAUAGUGUUCAGUUGGGUACUAUGUUUGAUAGCCCUUGCGACAGCGUUGAAGCUCUACUAUCUGAUCAAAUUGUGCUUGGCGAUCAUUAUGGUGGCCACUUACAAUAUAUUGAUGCUGAUACCCUACAAGCCGCUAUUCGAUUACAUUACUGAAGUGACCGAGGGCACAAUUUCUAUUCCCUUGUCUGUGCAAAUGUUGAUCCUUCUGGUGGUGUUUUUCUUGGUGGUAGCUUACCACGCGAGACUGGUGGAGGUGACGUCGAGGCUGGAUUUUUUGUGGAAGCAGCAGGCUGAGAGGGAACUGGCCGACAUGGAAGAAACCAGGCAGAAUAAUAAGCAGCUCUUGAAAAAUAUCCUACCUGAUCACGUGGCUCAGCAUUUUUUAUCGAACGAUAGAAACAGCGAGGAACUAUUCGCCCAAUAUCGGGAAGAGGUGGGCGUGCUUUUCGCUACCAUCCCCAACUUCACAGACUUCUAUUCAGAGAAAAUAAACAAAGGUGUGGAAUGCAUAAGACUGCUCAACGAAAUAAUCGCUGAUUUCGAUGAACUCCUCGACGAAGAUCGAUUCAGUAGCAUCGAGAAAAUAAAAACCGUGAGCGCGACAGCAACUUACAUGGCCGCUUCCGGGUUGAAUCCGACUCACAAGGAUUGCCUUAAUUCGGACAGGGUCGAACACCUCUGCGCGCUGGUCGACUACGCCAUAUGUAUGCGUCAGAAGCUAGAGGAUAUCAACAAAGACUCGUUUAACAGUUUCGGCAUCAGGGUUGGAAUAGCUUGCGGGCCGCUAGUGUGCGGCGUGAUCGGGGCUAGGAAACCUGUGUUUGACAUUUGGGGAGACACCGUCAAUUUGGCCUCGCGGAUGGACUCGACCGGACUUAUGGGUUACGUUCAAGUACCCAAGGAAACUGCCCAAAUUUUGGGAGUCAGAGGUUACGAACUCAAGAAGCGGGGCAUAAUCGAUGUAAAAGGCAAGGGUCUGAUGGAGACCUACUUCGUAGUCGGCCGCCAGGUGACGAGACCCCCCAGUUUCCAGAGGCAAGCUAGCAACUACAGCACUUUGGCAGCCGUAGUCUACGCGUUAGCUCAAACCAGGAGGAAACACACCAACAGCACUCCCGGAAGUGCGGUAUUAGGUAGGGCCAAAACGCAAGGAAAAACGGACGCGAGCAAAAGGAUCAUCAACUACAGCUCCAUGAGGAUAACCAACAGGACCGGCGGUGCGCCGGUGCGAAGGAACACUACCAGGGCACAUCAAAAAAAUAUGCACGCGAGGUCGCAACCAAACAUGAGGCAGAUCGGCUCGCAAAAUCUCGACAACAUGAAGUCGCUCAAGUCGAUAGAUCGGGAUUUGACGUCGAGCAACAUUAGCAGGAUGGCAAUCUCGCAGUCAGCGCCCCACACUCCCGUGUCAGCACCUAGCCACGACGCUCCGCUUUUCAGGGGCGUUCCGAGGCUAUUGUCGGAGCCGAUAGUUAACAGGUCUAGAAGUUCCCCGGGAGUCAAACCUCGCGAAAGCAGACACGCGAAAGUACCGAACCUGACAGAAAACCAUUCGUCGGGCGACACGACCGAACGUUUUAAAGUAAAAAGCGUGGAACCAGUGGCGCCCGUCCACUAUUCCCCGAAGCACGUUCCCCGAAGAGACAUGAAGUUCUCUCUCAGAAGCCCGCUGAACAAAAGGGACAAGAUUCAGAUCGAGGGCGGCAGACCUAGUGACAGACUGAACAAAAUGCAUUCGUUGGACGGUACUUACCUUUAAAGGCGGAUGUGUACAUAGUAUUGGGACGCAGGUGCCAUUUUGGAUAUCAGUCAGGACCGGAUUAAACUUCAGUGGGGUACCGGGCCUAUUCGCUCUCGUGGGGGUCCCAGACAGGUCUUAGAUGAUGAUGAUAAGUUGGAUACUAAUUCUUAAAAAACAUAUCUUAAAAAAUAUAUAAUAAGCACAUUUUGCAAUUUUUGUUUGAGGGAACAUGAUAACAGUUUUUGCCAUGAGACAAAUUAAGAGGAACAUUUUUUGUUUGAGGUUCCGGGAGUUUGAAAAAUUAGAAUUCUAAUUAAGGUCUCUCAAAGUCAUAAGGGAACAGGGGAAAACUAUCACUUAAAAUUUUUUGGGUCACCAAGAACUCCGUAGGAGCAGCGGAGGGUCGAUUAGGCCUAUCGAGCUACCCCCUUUAAUCCUGCCCUGAUAAUACGCUGUCUAUACGUAUGCUGUGCGAUAGGAAGGAACGUAACUUUUGUAACAGCGUUUCUUUCCUAAAUAUACGACCAAUUUUUAAGUAGCAAACUAAAUUUGAUUUGAACAUGUUUAAACUGGGACGUUCGAAAAUGUACACGGUGUUUGUAUUCCAUGUUUCUUAAAAAAAUAUAUACGGUGUGUCGCAUUUAGGAUGAAGCCACCCCUCUAAUUUGGAUAUCUAAAUAAAUACAUACUUUUAAGUUUUGCUAAGUCAUUCAGGUUGACUGCUCACAUUUCCUAAAAUACUCAGUGAAAGUUUAAAUUUUAUAGGCUACCUACUGCGAAUCCACAUACAAGGUUAUUUUCUUCGUGAUAGAGAUGUCGGAAAAAGUUAUUUCAAAAAGUUAUUCCGAAUAUUUUUUUACCCCGACAUACCAAAUUUCAAGUCAAAACCUUCAUUUUUAUUUUUUUAUAUGUUACUGUGCCGUGGAAAAAAAUUGUCUAUAAUAUGGUCGAGUGGAUAGUGUAAAAUUCUUAUAUUUAUAUUCUUCAGUAAAAUAAAUUACACUAAAGGAGAAAAAUAAUUAUUUUGUUUAAAGAAAACAAUUACAGUAACUGAUUAAAUUUAACAAAAUAAUUAAAACAAUAAUUACAUAAUAAUAAAACAUAACAUAACAUAAACAUAAAUUAAAACAAUAAUUACAUUUGUGAAAUGUAAUUCUGCUCGACUA